CAAAACCUUUAUAAUUCGCAGUUUAUAUAGAGUACCAAGACCAUUGUCCUGGAUAGUGCCGUAUUACUCUCUGGAUUUGUUAAUGUCUUUCUGUACAACUCAUACACUACUUUUCAUAUCUUUAAUGCUUCAACUAUUAGCUGUCCAAUCUUGAUUAAAUGCAACUUAUCUUAUCUUCCACCACCUCCCUUGAUUAGUCGACUUUUUCAUAAAACUAACAAAUAUGAUAUCUGGUUUUUCAAUCAUCUCAGCAACCACCUUCUUUCUUCUCUUUUUUCUACUUCCCUGUGGCAAUGCUGGUGCUGCAGGCAAUGCUGUCCUUGACACCAAUGGCCGCCCACUCCGAGCCAGAUCAAGGUAUUAUAUCGUUCCAGUGGCUCACGGCCAAGGUGGUGGUCUAACAAUGUUAUCCAAAAACACAACCUCGUUUUGUCCUCUGUAUGUUGUCCAGGAAAUGUACCCUGGCCUUCCUGUAUGGUUUCUUCCCAACAACCCCAGACAACGCCUGGUUACUCUCUCCUCUGACCUCAACAUCCUCUUCAAUGCCAUCAGCAACUGCUUGCAAUCCGUCGGGUGGCAGUUAACCGUUGAUCACACCACAGGGAGGAAGUACGUUGCAACUGGGGGAGCCAUUGGAAAUCCUGGGGAAGAAACAGUGAGUAGUUGGUUUAACAUAGAGAAGGUUAGGACUAUUGGGAGAAGGGGUAAUGAAUCUGGUAAUCAUUAUAAGAUCGUGUUUUGUCCAAAUGUUUGUGAGUUUUGUAUGGUGAUGUGUGGAGAUGUGGGUGUUUUUGUUCAAGAAGAUGGAACUAGGUUGCUGGCUCUUACUGAUCGUCCUCUUCAUGUCAUGUUCAAGAAAGCAAAGGGUCGUUCAUUAUCGUCGUGAGUUGAUUCUUUUUUGUUUUCAGUUUUUUUAGAAAAAUAAAAGCAAGAUUGUUGGUUCGUCCUGGCGGAUUCGUCAUACUCCGUAGAUCCUUUAGCUAAAGCGGAAUAGGAUGAAAUUAAGUGGCUUCGCUAAUGGCAACUACUCCGAAUGUCGCUAGGAAACUACCCUGAAUAUAGCUACGAUACGUCCGUAUAUCAAAAUAUAUGUUUGAGAUAUUAUAAGGUAUCUUUAGACAUCAAAAUAUUUGAUUUAAACAUA
Messenger RNA from Spinacia oleracea (spinach), 1144 nucleotides. Its product is annotated as kunitz trypsin inhibitor 5-like. Gene Ontology annotation, molecular function: endopeptidase inhibitor activity. The transcript has a single exon. The record is from RefSeq and is a predicted model, not a curated record. Lineage: Eukaryota; Viridiplantae; Streptophyta; Magnoliopsida; Caryophyllales; Amaranthaceae. Bases 224 to 886 code for a protein of 220 amino acids.